Messenger RNA from Mercenaria mercenaria, 1251 nucleotides. Its product is annotated as protocadherin Fat 4-like. Bases 1 to 1251 code for a protein of 416 amino acids. Lineage: Eukaryota; Metazoa; Mollusca; Bivalvia; Venerida; Veneridae. Gene Ontology annotation, biological process: homophilic cell-cell adhesion. The transcript has 12 exons. Gene Ontology annotation, cellular component: plasma membrane. Gene Ontology annotation, molecular function: calcium ion binding. The record is from RefSeq and is a predicted model, not a curated record.
AUGGUAUCCACUCCAUAUUUAGAGGAAUUUGACCCGUCAUUGUUGAGCAAUCUUAAUUAUGAAGAAUUCACCAUUGAUUUGUACAGAAGAUGGGCAAUGGUGUACAAAUUAAACAAAGAUGGCAUCAAAAAGCUGUUGUGUAGAUGUAGAGGAGUUGUUGCGCGUCUGAUUGUUAUAGCAAGCUGGGCACCGCAUCUUGUUUUCCAGCUGUUAGAAGUCACAGACAAAAUCAAUUACAUUAUCGAUGCCAACUAUGCGAAAAAUCUCACAGUUAUUGGUGCGGAUGGUACUGUCUGCAAGUUUCAUGUUAAAGACAUUGAUGCGGGCGACAGUAUUAAAGUAACCCCAGCUAAUGACAUAACAGCGAGAUACUUUAAUAUUGUUCCGAACGAAGGUGGAAAUGAUUUUUGGGUGCAUGUAACGGUCAAUGAAACUUUGGACAGAGAAGUCAUUGGAGACAUAGUUAAGAUGAAAUUCUUCAUAAUGGAUAUUAACCCGGAAAAGAAGGAAGAACAGAAUAAGAUCGACUAUAGAUUCACACUAUACAUCAUUGAUGUAAACGACAAUGCUCCAGUAUUUGCAGACGAGCCAUACAAUUUAAAAUUAUUUGAGCUACCAUGCAACAAUAAAUCAACGGUUUACUCCGAUAUAUCUGCAACAGAUAGAGACAAAGGUGCAAAUGGUAAAGUGAGAUUUUCAAUGCAUCCGGAGGCACAGGAUUCUGGACAACCGCCGCGGAGCAGUUCAGCUGAAUUCAUUAUUCGUGUAAAAGACGUUCAGGAUAUGCCACCAUUCUUCACUGGUGAUCCUUACAGGAAAAGUAUUAAAGAAGGGGUAAAUGUGGGAUAUGUGGUCAUUACAGUAAAUGCCAGGGAUGGUGAUCCUGGUGUAUCAAACAACGUCAGCUACAGCAUGACAACUAGCAGCUGUAAAGGACUGUUCCAAAUAAACAACGUUACUGGGACAAUCUCAACAUCAUCACUUAUUGACAGGGACCAACCUCCAAUAAAUAUUACCGGGAACUGUAUUCUCACAGUUGAAGCAAAUGAAAUCGAAACAACCAACAAGACAAAUUAUGGUAUAACAACAACUUCAACGAAUGUCACAGUUACAGUGCAAGAUAUCGACGACAACCCGCCUGAUAUAAGCGAAAGUUCUUAUUACGCAACAGUGGCUGAAAAUACACCAGAAGAUGUACCUAUCAAACUGAAUACCACAAUUGUUGUUACUGACAUAGAUCAGAUCGAUUAA